CAGAUUCUGAAAGCUUCGUUGCAUGGUAUCACAUCCCUCCAUCACGCUUCCAGUGGCGGCGGUGCACAUACCAACUCCAUGAAAUGGAGCGUUCGGCAGGUCACACCGGGCUCCAUAGCUUGGGCUGCAGUUCUCGCAAUAUUCUUACUGUCUCCAGACACUGAAUUUUCGAGCGCGGGCAUUGGCAAGAGGUCAACGAUUAGCUACAAGGAUUUAUUUUUCACCUACAAGAAAGUUCUAGUGACCAAGUGGAAGACGAAGCGCAUUGUACAUAUUGUAAGUAAUAUCAACAACUACAUCUUCAAAGCUGCACGACCUUCGGCGUUGGAUUCUGCUGUACAUGAAGAUUUCACGGAUGCGAUUGAUCGCGCACUCGCAGCGCUUGACAUGGAAAGUUCGGACGAUGGAUCAGAA
Molecule: messenger RNA, 414 nt
Organism: Suillus fuscotomentosus
Lineage: Eukaryota; Fungi; Basidiomycota; Agaricomycetes; Boletales; Suillaceae
Exons: 2
Source: RefSeq, a predicted model, not a curated record